This is a messenger RNA of Dictyostelium purpureum, 662 nucleotides long. RefSeq names its product 40S ribosomal protein S8. The record is from RefSeq and is a predicted model, not a curated record. Gene Ontology annotation, cellular component: ribosome; cytosolic small ribosomal subunit. Gene Ontology annotation, biological process: maturation of SSU-rRNA from tricistronic rRNA transcript (SSU-rRNA, 5.8S rRNA, LSU-rRNA); translation. Gene Ontology annotation, molecular function: structural constituent of ribosome. Bases 1 to 636 code for a protein of 211 amino acids. Lineage: Eukaryota; Evosea; Eumycetozoa; Dictyosteliales; Dictyosteliaceae. The transcript is spliced from 3 exons.
AUGGGUAUUUCACGUGACAGUCUCCACAAACACAGAGCCACCGGUGCUGCUCGUAAACCAAAUUACAAAAAGAGAAAGUACGAAUUAGGUCGUCAAGCUGCCAAGACAAAGUUAUGUUCAGCUGGUGAAGAAAAACGUGUCAGAGCCAUCAGAGUUAGAGGUGGUGCUACCAAAUUCCGUGCCUUACGUUUAGAUACUGGUAACUUCUCAUGGGCUUCAGAAAAAGUCACCCGUAAAUGCCGUAUCAUCAAUGUCGUUUACAACGCUACUUCAAAUGAUUUAGUCCGUACCAAUACCCUCGUUAAAGGUUCAAUUGUCCAAAUCGAUUCAACCCCAUACAAACAAUGGUAUGAACAACACUACGGUGUCACCGUCGGUAAAAAGAAAGCCGUCAAAAAGGAAGGUGAAACUGAACAAGUUGUCAAAAAAUCAGCUAACCUUUUAGCCAAACUCGCUGCCCGUCAAAAAGGUAGAACCUUAGAAACCUCCCUCGAAUCACAAAUCGGUGAAGGUCGUUUCUACGCCAGAAUCACCUCAAGACCAGGUCAAGUUGGUAAAUGUGAUGGUUACAUUCUUGAAGGUAAAGAAUUAGAAUUCUACGCCAAGAAACUCCAAAAGAAGAAAUCUGCCAAAUAAAUAAAUUACUCUCUUUUAUAAUUAUA